This is a messenger RNA of Ziziphus jujuba (common jujube), 1422 nucleotides long. RefSeq names its product desmethylxanthohumol 6'-O-methyltransferase-like. The coding region runs from base 160 to 1221 and encodes 353 amino acids. Gene Ontology annotation, molecular function: protein dimerization activity; O-methyltransferase activity; S-adenosylmethionine-dependent methyltransferase activity. NCBI's taxonomy places the organism in Eukaryota, Viridiplantae, Streptophyta, Magnoliopsida, Rosales, Rhamnaceae. Gene Ontology annotation, biological process: methylation. The transcript is spliced from 2 exons. The record is from RefSeq and is a predicted model, not a curated record.
UGGACAAUUAUUUCACAAUUUAAAAAUAAAAAAAAAGAAAGCACCUUCUCUGUAUCUCAGUUAGUCUAUAUUAUGCUUAUCUUUUCAGCGUCCUUUGCCAACAAUAAUCUUUGCUCUUUCCCAUCUUAAUCAGACAGAAAUAUAGAGAGCAAGAGAGAAAUGGAAGAAGCAAAAUUUGAUGCUAAUUUUCUCACUGGCCAAGCAGAGAUUUGGCAACUCAUGUUUGCCUUUACAGGCUCAAUGGCACUGAAAUGUGCAGUACAACUCCGUAUUGCCGAUAUUAUAAACUCUUAUGGAAAACCCAUCACUCUGUCACAAAUAGCUUCUCAUAUUAUUGAUUCACCCAGUGCAGAAAUAUCCUACCUCGAACGCAUUAUGAGAAGGUUAGUCCACAAAAAGAUCUUCACCGCACAUCAUUCAUCAGAGGAGGGAGACACUCUCUAUGGACUGAAUGAGACCUCAAAAUGGCUAUUGUGGGACACCAAGCCAAAUCUCGUGGCCUUGAUACUUGUGGAGAACAAUCCAUGGAUGUUGGCUCCAUGGCAACACCUUAGCCAUUGUGUCAAAGAUGGAGGCCAUCCAUUCGAGAAGGCUCAUGGUUGUGAUUUAUGGAAUUUUGCAUCAAAAAAUCCUGAGUUGAACAAGUUGUUCAAUGAUGGUAUGGGAUGUAUGGUCAAGAUCUUCAUGGGGGCGGUCCUACCAGCCUAUAAAGAUGGGUUUGGUAGCAUAGGAUCAUUGGUCGAUGUGGGAGGUGGGACCGGUGGUGAUAUGUAUGAGAUUGUGAAAUCUUAUCCGCACAUCAGAGCUAUCAACUUUGAUUUGCCACAUGUCAUUGACACAGCACCAAAUUAUCCUGGGGUGUCUCACAUUGGAGGGGAUAUGUUUGUGUCAAUUCCUAAUGCUGAUGCCAUUUUCAUGAAGUCGGUACUUCAUGAUUGGAGCAACGAGUUAUGCGUAAAAAUAUUAAAAAAUUGUCGGAAAGCAAUACCGGAGAAGACCGGAAAAGUUAUCAUUGUAGAUGUUGUCUUUGAGCAAGAUAACAAAGACGCAUUUGAAGAAACACGAAUAAUAAUGGAUUUGGUAAUGUUGGCACAUACCACAGGUGGAAAAGAGCGCACUGAAAUUGAGUGGAAAAGAAUAUUGGAGGAAGCAGGAUUUCCUCGUUACAAAAUCAUCAGGAUUCCAGCCAUACCAUCCAUCAUCGAGGCCUAUCCUAUUUAAUUAUUUGAUGCAAAAAUUAUUCUUGUUGUUCUGGAAAACUGUUUUGUGUGCGGUUCUUUUGUUUGUGUGAUAUUAGAACCAUAUAAUUAUCUCAUUUCCAUUGGCAUGAUUGUCCAACAAUAGCAUGUAUUGCUCUUCAUCAAAAAAAUGAAAUAAAAUAAAAUAAAACGUAGAAUGUAUUGCUUGGAAAAGAAGCGAAAA